Messenger RNA from Bombus pyrosoma, 2533 nucleotides. RefSeq names its product ATP-dependent RNA helicase Ddx1 (gene Ddx1). The record is from RefSeq and is a predicted model, not a curated record. Lineage: Eukaryota; Metazoa; Arthropoda; Insecta; Hymenoptera; Apidae. Bases 141 to 2342 code for a protein of 733 amino acids. Gene Ontology annotation, molecular function: nucleic acid binding; ATP binding; protein binding. The transcript has 12 exons.
AUGGAGUAUAGAUGGCGCUUUCAUCGAAUAUUCCAAACUCCAAACGCAUCUCUUCAUGACGUAGAAGAGUACCGGUGUAUGUUCUUUGAUUUUGCGUUUUUAAAUUAGAUCCAAAAAGGACAUAAACUGAAAUUAUAACAAUGACGGCAUUCGAAGAAAUGGGUGUUUUACCCGAAAUUGCGAAAGCAGUUGACGAAAUGGAGUGGACAUUGCCAACUGAUGUUCAAGCUGAGGCAGUUCCACUAAUUUUGGGUGGUGGAGAUGUGUUAAUGGCUGCAGAAACUGGCAGUGGAAAAACUGGCGCCUUUUGUCUACCAGUUUUGCAAAUUGUCUGGGAAACUUUUAAGGAUCUAGAGUCUGGUAAAACGGGCAAGACCUCGAGCAAUAAUGGACAUCAGCAACAUUCUUCACAUUGGUUGUUAAGUUUAUUUGAUAGAGGUAGAGCAUUAGCUGUGACUCCGGAUGGUUUGCGAUGCCAGAGUCGUGAACAGAAAGAAUGGCAUGGCUGUAGAGCAAACAAAGGAAUUCAUGGAAAAGACAAAUACUUCUUUGAAGCUAUAGUAACUGAUGAAGGAUUAUGUCGUGUAGGCUGGUCUACAUCUCAAGCUUCACUGGAUUUAGGAACAGAUAAAUUUGGUUUUGGAUAUGGUGGUACUGGCAAAAAAUCAAAUGCAAAACAAUUUGACAAUUAUGGAAAGGCUUUUGGAAUGCAUGAUGUUGUUGGAUGUCUUCUGAAUUUAUCAAAGGGUGAAAUUAGCUUUACAUUGAAUGGUGUGGAUCUGGGUCCAGCAUUUACUCUGAAUGCACAACAAAAAUCACAGACUUUUUACCCAGCUGUAGUAUUGAAAAAUGCAGAAAUGUCAUUCAAUUUUGGAGCACAGCCAUUUAAGUAUCCCCCUCCAAAUGAUUAUAUAGCUGUUGCUUCAGCUCCUAAGGAAGUUAUAAAUGAGAAUCCUAUAAACAGUAGCCAAACUCAUAAGGAAAAUGGCAAGCCUAAAUGCAAUGCCCCUCAAGCUAUAAUCAUGGAACCUUCGAGAGAACUUGCUGAACAAACAUAUAAUCAAAUUCAAAAAUUUAAAAAACAUUUGAAAGAUCCAGUCAUUAGAGAAUUGUUAGUUAUUGGAGGAGUUAGCGUAAAAGAACAAAUUGCUACAUUAAAUUCUGGUGUGGAUAUAGUAGUUGGAACACCAGGCCGUUUAGAAGAUUUAAUACAAGGUGGCUACUUGUCCUUAACACAUUGCAGGUUUUUCAUUUUGGAUGAAGCCGAUGGUUUAUUGAAACAAGGCUACACGGAAUUAAUCGAUCGUUUGCACAGACAGAUACCAAAAAUUACAUCAGAUGGGAAAAGAUUACAAAUGAUCGUUUGUUCUGCCACACUGCAUGCAUUUGAAGUUAAAAAAAUGGCGGAACGUUUGAUGCACUUUCCAACGUGGGUAGACUUGAAAGGUGAAGAUGCAGUUCCCGAAACAGUACACCAUGUUGUUGUAAUAAUCGAUCCACAGAAAGAUAAAUCUUGGCAUAACUUAAGGAAACAUAUAGAAACUGACGGUAUUCAUAGCAGGGAUAACAUAAGACCUGGAAAUAACAAUCCUGAGACACUCUCAGAGGCUGUGAAAAUACUAAAAGGUGAAUACUGUAUUCGUGCCAUUAAAGAACACAACAUGGACAGAGCUAUAAUUUUCUGUAGAACUAAAUUAGACUGCGAUAACUUGGAACGAUAUUUGAAACAAUCUGGUGGAAACCAAUUUUCAUGCGUAUGUCUCCAUGGUGAUAGAAAGCCUGCGGAACGCAAAUCUAAUUUAGAGAAGUUCAAAAGGCAGGAAGUAAAGUUCUUGAUUUGUACCGAUGUCGCAGCUAGAGGUUUAGAUAUUUCGGGAUUACCUUUUAUGAUUAAUAUGACCCUACCUGACGAGAAAUCCAACUACGUACAUCGCAUAGGUAGAGUCGGUAGAGCUGAACGAAUGGGUCUAGCAAUUUCAUUAGUUAGUAAAGUUCCUGAAAAAGUAUGGUAUCACGGCGAAUGGUGUCCUUCUCGUGGAAGAAACUGUUACAAUACUAAUCUUACUGAUAAGGGUGGUUGUUGCAUUUGGUACAACGAACCGAACUACUUGGCUGAAAUUGAGGAUCAUUUAAAUGUCACGAUUCAACAAGUCGAUGCAGAUAUAAAAGUUCCAUUAAAUGAUUUCGAUGGGAAAGUUGUAUACGGAGAAAAGAAAGCAGCCAUGGGUUCGAAUUACCAAAAUCAUGUACAGCAAAUGGCGCCCUACGUGAACGAAUUAUCUUCUUUGGAAUCAAAAACACAACUUUUAUAUUUGAAGAGGCAUAUGAUAAAAACGAGCUAAAAUACUUUUAAAUGCUAAUACGUAAUCAUAUGAGAAUCUACGUUUACUAAGUUUCUCUACCUUUGAAUAUUAUAUUUCAAUAUGCUAUACUAGUGUUUGAAUAGUCUCCUAAUAUUUAUAAACGUAGUGUACUUCUAAAUGUAAUAUAUAAAUUUGUUACAAGUAAUAUAACAUCUUAGUUCUCGUAACAA